AUGCAGCACGUGGAGGAGCUGUGCAAGGCGGCCACCGAGGAGGUGGGGCAGGACAAGGCCAUCCGCAUCGCCAACUACCUCUGCAACGGCAACUACGCCGUGUCGGGCAGCAUCGAGGGCUGCGAAGCUGUGGAGAAGCUGGGCAAGAGCUUCAAGGCCCGCAUGACGGUGCGCCUGUCGGUGGCGGGCGCGUUCCACACCAGCUACAUGGCGCCGGCUGCCGAGAAGCUGCAGGCCGCCCUGGCCGCCACAAACAUUGUGGAGCCCCGCAUCCCCGUGAUCUCCAACGUGGACGCCCAGCCCCACUCUGACCCGGCCACCAUCAAGGCCAUCCUUGCGCAGCAGCUGACGUCACCGGUGCAGUGGGAGACCACGGUCAAGACGCUGCUGGAGAAGGGCCUGCAGAACAGCUACGAGGUCGGCCCCGGCGCCGUCAUCGCGGGCAUCUUCAAGCGCAUCGACAAGACCGCCCAGAUCACCAACGUCAAGGCCUGA
Molecule: messenger RNA, 495 nt
Organism: Monoraphidium neglectum
Lineage: Eukaryota; Viridiplantae; Chlorophyta; Chlorophyceae; Sphaeropleales; Selenastraceae
Product: Malonyl-CoA-acyl carrier protein transacylase
Exons: 7
Coding region: 1-495 (164 amino acids)
Molecular function (GO): transferase activity
Source: RefSeq, a predicted model, not a curated record